AUGCCAAUCGUUAUGGAAGUAAAAAUGAACAGCAGGGUGAGAGAUGACAAUAGGGAGAAAACGGUGGUUAAGCUUUCAGAUUUUGAAGAAAUAAGUAAAAAUUGGAAUAAAAAUCUUGAAGAAUUAGACGAAGGGAGAACUAUUCAGUUGAAUAAAAAUCUUUUUCCGGAUGUCGGAAUUCACAAAAGUCAUUUAACAAAUCAUGAUUUUAGUGAUAGAAUCUCUGACCCUCUUGAAUUAACCACGAUUUUCCUUUAUUUGAGUUUUCCAACUGCACUUCAAAGGAAAGAUUGUUGA
Messenger RNA from Clunio marinus, 297 nucleotides. NCBI's taxonomy places the organism in Eukaryota, Metazoa, Arthropoda, Insecta, Diptera, Chironomidae. The record is from the annotation of a GenBank genome assembly.